CGACGCUCGUCCCCGCCACGCCCCCCUCCCCCCACCUCCCGGGCUCUGAGCUCUCAGGCCUUCACUGCACCUCCCCCUCACGCUUCUCCACCAGCUCUUUGCAGCGCGAGCCGAACAGGUGUAGCUGUUAGAGAGGCCUGGGGUUCCCAGGAGGGAGGGUGGGAGACAGUCACUCAAUUAAGCCGAACAAGAGGAAGAACAGACGGCAUCAUGUCUCGCUACACUAGGCCCCCCAAUACCUCCCUGUUCGUCAGGAACGUUGCGGAUGCCACUAGGCCUGAGGACUUGCGACGUGAAUUUGGUCGAUAUGGCCCUAUAGUAGACGUAUACAUUCCACUUGACUUCUACACUCGCCGCCCAAGAGGAUUUGCUUACGUACAAUUUGAAGAUGUCCGUGAUGCAGAAGAUGCUCUUUAUAACCUCAAUAGAAAGUGGGUAUGUGGUCGUCAAAUUGAAAUACAGUUUGCACAAGGUGAUCGCAAAACACCAGGCCAAAUGAAAUCAAAAGAACGCCACCCUUGUUCUCCAAGUGAACAUCGACGAUCAAGGAGUCACAGCAGAAGGACUCGAAGUAGAAGUUCUUCAUGGGGAAGAAGCAGAAGACGAUCUGAUAGCCUUAAAGAGUCUCGUCGUAGGGGACUUUCUUAUAGCCGAUCUAAAUCUCGAUCUAACUCAUUAACAAGGCAUUCUACCUCAGGAAGGAAAUCAAGAUCCCCUAGAAGAAAUUCUAGUUCUAGACGACGGUCAAGAUCUGAGUCCUUACAAAAAAGGACCACAUCUGUGGGAAAAUCACAAUCAAGUUCACCUCAGAGGCAGACCACUUCAGGGGCAAAAUCAAGAUCAGAUGGAAGACAUUUUGAUUCACUAGCAAGAUCCCCAUCAAAAUCUCCCCAAAGACACACUAAUUCUGAAACUAAAGCACAGUCUCGGAGCUAUCAUCAUAAAAACAAUUGGUGAAACAGCAGCAGAAGAUCUCUACACAUACUUAGACUUUCAUUAUGAGACAGAACUUUUGUUAAAUAAAAAUUCUUCAUAGCUAUAAUGUGGGCCAAUAUUAUUUUUGGCAUAUACCAGUAGUAAAAUAUAUAUUGCUUUGGGUUAUUAGAUUUGGCCUCAACAACACUGCAGAUAUUAUAAAUAAUGUUAUGUUUAGUUUUGUGCUAAAUGAGAUUUCCUUAUUGUAGUCAGGAAGACCUGAGUUAAAAUCUGGCCUCACAUACUUAAUUAGCUAUGUGACCCUGGGCAAGUCACUUAACCUGUCUGCCUCAGUUUCUUCAUCUGUAAAAUGGGGAUAAUAAUUACCUACCUUCUCAGUUGUGGUGAGGAUAAAAUGAUAUAUUUGUAAAGUGCUUUGCAAACUUUAAAGCACUACAUAAAUGCUAGCUAUUAUUGUUAUCAAUUUCAUAAUCUUACAUACAAACCCAGUUGUUUGUUUCCUUUCCAUUUCAAUGUGCCUAAUUUUUCAAAUAACACUUUCACAUGUGUGGUAAGAGUAAAUUUUCAAAGGAAAUAAGUGAAAUAGAAGUAAUUUAUAAACUUAUUUCAUAUAUUCUAUAUUAUUACCUUAAAUUAAAAUGCUACAUAUUGGUAUAGCACUUUUACCUUUUCAAACUGCUUUUGCAAACUUACUUUAAGACUUCACAGAGCUAUUACUUAUUGAUGUGGAUAUACAUUUCAUUGAUGCAGAUUGUAAUACUUGAAACCUUGAUACACUAUUUGUUAGAUACUGUGACCCUAAAGUUUUGGAACCUGAUGAUAUAUCUUUUGGGCAUCAAUGUCUCCAAAUUUAAUCAAGCCAGGCUUGAGAUAACAGAUUACCAGGGCCAUACUCAAAAUUUUUAGUUUGAUAAGAUCCACUAGAUCAUGUGUUUCAUUGUUGUAAUGUUUCCACCCCAGUGUUUUAAUCUUAAUACCAAUUUCUGGUGAAUGCCUCAUUUUACAAAAUAUAAGAUAGUUUUUGCUAUUCUUGUUAGCAGUAUUCACAAGGCCAAGAAUUCAAAAGGAAGUAUUUUUUCUUGAACUCCAAGGUAACCUUAUCAAAGAAGAUUGAAUAAAUAUUGGUAGGAUAAAAUAGAUUAAUUGGCAUUAAAAUGACAUUCAGUUCUAUACAAACUUGAAAUAUAACUUUGUAUUUCAGGAGGGAUCAGAUCUGAUUGGCAUAUGGAACUUCCACUGAGGAAACUACUAAUACAGAUCAGCACUUGACUCUGCAACUUGCAGUCAGAAUUUCUUGGGUACUGAGACAUUAGGUGACUUUUCUAUAAUCAUGCAGCUAGUAUGUGGGGGACUUGUGUCUCUGGUCUUUGUUUCCUGAGGCCAAUUCGAUCCACUAUGCCAUGCUGCCUCAUUAUAUAACAGCAUGUUGAAUUUAAAAAUAUAAAAAAUGACUUUUACAAAAAAAUUGAAGUAUUUUGAAAAUAUUGUGCUAUCUCCAUUUUCCCAAUAAUUAAUUUUGUUUAUAUGCUUUGCUUUUGCAGUUAAUAAAAUCAAGGGCUUUUCUAAAAAGUACUUUUAAUUUACAUUUUACAUAUGCUAUCUUGGUAGUAUUAUUUAUGAUAAUUUAUUUUUAAAUAUCAGCAAGCAUUAAAUACCUACUAUGUACCAGGCUUUUGGGAUAAAAAAACAAAAAUGAAAGCCCUCUGCUCUGAAGGAGCUUAAAUUCUUUCAAGUAUAGUACCAUAAUGAUGUAUUUAUAUAGCUCUGCUUGUGUGCUAUGUUAAAUUGCAUUCUUAAACCUUUGCGAACAAAGUUAAGUAUUUUUUUGCCUCGUAUGCCAGUCUAUGCUUUACAAAAUUCUUUUUAAUAAAUUACAUUUUUUUUUAGCAAA
This is a messenger RNA of Antechinus flavipes (yellow-footed antechinus), 2827 nucleotides long. RefSeq names its product serine and arginine rich splicing factor 12 (gene SRSF12). The transcript has 5 exons. Lineage: Eukaryota; Metazoa; Chordata; Mammalia; Dasyuromorphia; Dasyuridae. Gene Ontology annotation, cellular component: nuclear speck; cytoplasm. Gene Ontology annotation, biological process: mRNA splicing, via spliceosome. The record is from RefSeq and is a predicted model, not a curated record. Gene Ontology annotation, molecular function: RNA binding. Bases 211 to 957 code for a protein of 248 amino acids.